Molecule: messenger RNA, 927 nt
Organism: Glycine soja
Lineage: Eukaryota; Viridiplantae; Streptophyta; Magnoliopsida; Fabales; Fabaceae
Exons: 2
Coding region: 1-927 (308 amino acids)
Source: RefSeq, a predicted model, not a curated record
AUGUGGAAUAACUCCACCUUUGUGGUAGAAAGGAAGGAAAAAGGUAGAAGCUUCUUAAUGCUUGAAGGCACAUGUUGUAGUAAUAAUCAGAAGUUGAUAUUUGUCAAUGUUUAUGCUCCUUGUGAUCUGGUUGGGAAGAAAGCUUUAUGGGAUGAGUUGAGGCAGCUGAAGGCUUCUAAUCCUAGUGGAAUGUGGUGUUUCCUUGGGGACUUCAAUAGCAUUAGAAGUUCUCAGGAAAGAAUCAGCUUAUCUCAAAGAAGGGCAGAUCCUUAUGACAUUGCAGCCUUUAAUCAGUGGAUUGAUGAUAUGGAGCUUCAGAAAAUUAAAUGUUAUGGGAAUAGCUUUACUUGGAUUAGGCCUAAUGGCUGUGUGAAAAGCAGGCUUGAUAGAUUCUUGGUCUCACAGAAUUGGCUAUCUCUUUGGCCUGAGAGCUGCCAAACUGUCCUUCAAAGGAACCUCUCAAAUCAUUGCCCGUCUAUAUUGCAAACUAAUAUGGUGGACUGGGGCCCAAAGCCCUUUAGGGUGUUUGACUGGUGGCUGCAGCAAAAGGGGUACCAAAAAAUGUGGAGCAAAGCAGAGGGGAAUAUUAAUCCUAAGAAGGUCCUUAAUAUUCAGCAGAAGCUAAAUGAAGUGGAGGAUCUAGCUGCUCAUCGAAAUCUGACUGAUCAAGAGAUUAAGGACAGAACUUUACUUCAACAGGAGUUAUGGAAUGCCUCUAAUGCUUUUGAAUCUUUAUUGAGACAAAAAUAUAGGGCCAGAUGGCUGAAGGAGGGGGACUACAACACUGCUUACUUUCACAAAUACAUGAAUUUUAGGAGAGCUUAUAAUAAUAUUCCAGGUAUAUUUAUAUAUGGGGAGUGGAGCCAUCAACUUGAUGCAGUGAAAAAUGAAGCUGCCAACUUCUUCCAUAAUAGAUUCACUGAGUAG